Messenger RNA from Chara braunii, 858 nucleotides. The record is from the annotation of a GenBank genome assembly. NCBI's taxonomy places the organism in Eukaryota, Viridiplantae, Streptophyta, Charophyceae, Charales, Characeae.
AUCAGCAGCAGUGACACGUCAGCAGUACCACGACAGCAGCAGGGCCACGUCAGCAGUACCUCGUCAGCUGACACCGUACAGCUAACUGCAGCUUAUGCUCCAACGCAGCAAACGCAUCGCAGCACGUGAAGGGCGGGCAGCCGCAGCGGAACAGCAGCUACCCCUGCCCCACCCCUCUGCAAUGGAUGCUCAGGGCAACCCCACGGUGGACAACGCCGCAUCCGGCAGUCCACGCGAGGCGUGCAGCUCGAACGCCCUGGUCCCACAGGUCCAGCAGGUGGGUUCCACUGCGACAGCUGCGGGAGCCCUCGAUGCGGCGCCAGUCUGGCAGCAAGGAGAGACCAUGAUGGCCUUCCUGGCCCACCUGGACACCUACAUGCAACAAGUACGAGAGGAACAGCAACGCGAGGCAGCAGCUGAAACGGCACGCCUCAACGCCAUUGCACGCGACGCGGAGCAACGGCGCCGGCAGCACGCUGAAGCAGCUGCCAACCAUAACAAAGCUCGAAAAGAUGCCGCAUCUGUCCUCAUGCAGCAGGAAGCCGCUCAUACCACCGCACUCCAAGCAUGGAAUGUUGAUCCGGCGCAGACGGCGGAACCAAUUGCAGAGGAGCAGACCAAGUCAGCCCUCGCCGCCGCCCAUCACAUCCAUCGGCCAGGUCAGCGCUACGGUGAGCGCACGUGGGCGGGGCGUUCAAAGCUUGCCGCGCGCCGCGUCAGGGAGGAGGAACCCGGCGGGGUGACGCGCACGACAGGAGCUCACGCAGCGGGGCGUUUGCGCCCUGAUGGGAAGCGGGUCUACGAGUCAUGGUGGAUCGGCUUUGUAGUACACUUUCUGUUCUGACCACGAGCGUUGUC